GAGCCUUCCUCUUCAAGGUAUGAGGGAGGUGUUUGUUUCCUCAUGCUUUGCAUCACAGAAGAGAAGUAACUCGGUUUACCGGUUUAAUGGCACAGAGGUGCACUUCCAGACCUGUCGGGUGGGUAUUGUACAGCACCUGGUGCAUAAAAUCCAUGCGGAGCAGGUGGGCCAACCGGCGGCACACAGCCCUGAGGAUCACUCUUCAGCACCCCUGAACAUUGCGGUACACUGCGCAGGCAGCAAGAACAAAAGCGUUUUCCUCAGAAAGCUCCUCAUAUCUUUGGCAACGGAGUAAAUUGUCACCAAGCGAAAGCCACUGGACUGACACAAUGAGCAGCGACGCUCUCUUCUUCCUCAUUGUGCUCGUGGCCUGUCUGGGUACCUCCUUCCAGAGGAAAUCCAAGAAGCCUCCGCAGACACUUUCUAGAGGAUGGGGGGAUGAAAUUACAUGGGUCCAGACCUAUGAGGAAGGCUUGUCAAAAAUGCAAGAGAGUCAAAAACCAUUGAUGGUCAUUCAUCAUUUGGAGGAGUGUCCGCACAGUCAAGCACUUAAAGAAGCAUUUAGUGCCGAUGACACCAUUCAGAAAAUGGCCCAAGAGGACUUCAUCAUGCUCAACGUUGUGCAUGACACCAGAGACGCAAAUCUGGCCCGCGAUGGCAGUUAUGUCCCCAGGAUCCUCUUUGUUGACCCCUCCAUGACGGUGCGUGCUGACAUUCAUGGCAAGUACCCCAACCGCCUCUACGCGUAUCAUCCGGAUGACAUGGAUAAAUUGAAAGAAAACAUGGAAAAAGCCACGAAUCUUUUACGCUCUGAGCUGUGAGCAUCGCUGCUGCUUCAUCGCUGGAUCACCGGUGUAAGACAAAAGAAGAGACCCCCCCCUCCCUGUUGAACUCCAUCUAAAGGAGAGUGCUUAGCGACACCGAUCCACAGACAUCCCAAGAGAUCAUUAUCAAAAAUAAAAUAAAGGAGGGUAAA
Messenger RNA from Scleropages formosus (Asian bonytongue), 976 nucleotides. Its product is annotated as anterior gradient protein 3-like. Lineage: Eukaryota; Metazoa; Chordata; Actinopteri; Osteoglossiformes; Osteoglossidae. The transcript is spliced from 9 exons. The record is from RefSeq and is a predicted model, not a curated record. Gene Ontology annotation, cellular component: endoplasmic reticulum. The coding region runs from base 330 to 821 and encodes 163 amino acids.